Lacerta agilis (Sand lizard) is the source of this 1530-nucleotide messenger RNA. RefSeq names its product solute carrier family 46 member 1 (gene SLC46A1). Gene Ontology annotation, biological process: transmembrane transport. Bases 1 to 1443 code for a protein of 480 amino acids. NCBI's taxonomy places the organism in Eukaryota, Metazoa, Chordata, Lepidosauria, Squamata, Lacertidae. The record is from RefSeq and is a predicted model, not a curated record. The transcript is spliced from 5 exons. Gene Ontology annotation, cellular component: plasma membrane. Gene Ontology annotation, molecular function: transmembrane transporter activity.
AUGGCCGAGCAGGCGGCGGGACCCCCGGCGGAGCCGCCCGGGGACGAGGCGGAGACGGAGGAGGGGGCGCGCCGGGCCGGGUGCGCGCGCCCGCGGGCCGUGGAGCCGGUGCUGCUGCUGGCCACGCUGGCCAUGGGCUUGCAGGGCCCCCUCUGCACCCAGUACCUGUGGGAGCGCCUCGGCCCCGGGAACGGCAGCGCCGCCCGGCAGGAAGGAGCAGCCGGAGGAGGAUGCGCCAACGGGAGCGGCUCCGCGAAGCAGGAGGAGGAGCUGGAGACCCUGGUGGCCCACUGGAACCUCUACCUCAACCUGGCCGGCUUCCUCGUGGGCCUCUUCUCCGUCACGCUGCUCGGCCCCUGGAGCGACUCUGCGGGGCGCCGCCCGGCCCUCGUCCUCCCCUCGCUGGGCAUGGCUCUGCAGGCGGCCAUCUUCCUGGCGGUGAUGUCCCUCCGGCUCCCCGUGGCCUGGCUCCUGCUGGGGCGCAUCCUGGCCGGCCUCUCGGGCGACUACAACCUCAUCUUGGCCGCCUCCUUUGCCUACGCAGCCGACGUCAGUGACCGGCGAGGGCGCACUUUCCGUGUGGCCGUCCUGGAGGCCUGCCUGGGCCUGGCGGGGAUGGGCGCCAGCAUCCUGGGCGGGCAGUGGCUCCAUGCCCAAGGCUACGUGGCUCCCUUCUGGCUGGCACUCUCUGCUAGCCUCGCCGCCGCUCUCUAUGCAGCCGUCUGCCUGCGGGAGUCUGUGGCGCCCCGGCAGCCCGUGAGGCUCCUCACCCUUCGACAUUACGCCUCCGUCCUCCACCUCUAUGCGCCCGGCGCCCGGGGCUGGCAGUGGCAGAAGCUGCUCCUUUACUCCCUUGCCUUCUUCCUGGUGGUCGCCGUGCAUUUCGGGGCCUCGGACCUGCUGGUGCUGUACGAGCUGAGCACCCCGCUCUGCUGGGGCUCGGAGCUGAUCGGCUACGGCUCGGCCGCUCACUACCUGGCCUACCUGGCCAGCUUGUUGGGGCUGCGCCUGCUGCAGAACUGCCUCGAGGACGGCUGGGUGGCCGAAGCCGGCUUGCUGUCCAACGUCCUGGGCCUGGGGACGAUCGCACUGGCGAGCACCACGCCCCUGAUGUUCACAGGAUAUGGCCUCCUUUUCCUCUCCAUGACUGUCACGCCUGUGAUCCGCUCCAAGUUAUCCAGGCUGGUUGACGAGAAGGAGCAAGGGGCUCUCUUUGCUGCCGUGGCCUGCGUGGAAGGCCUCUGCUCGCUGGUGGCCACGGGGGUCUUCAACUCCCUUUACCCUGCCAGCCUCUCCUUCAUGAAAGGCUUCCCCUUCCUCUUUGGAGCCGUCAUCCUCCUCGUUCCAGCCGCCAUCAUCGGGUGGAUUGAAAUCCAGGACUCGAAACCCGACUACAGCCACUUUGCCGACGUGCCUGGUCCGCUGCAGGAGGCGGAACAAUGACCAGCUGGACCUGAGUUGCCACCCUUCCAGAAACCAGGAGCCGAUUUCUGCACGGGGCUCUCCAGUGACUUGAAUACAUUUUGCUGG